Messenger RNA from Periconia digitata, 574 nucleotides. NCBI's taxonomy places the organism in Eukaryota, Fungi, Ascomycota, Dothideomycetes, Pleosporales, Periconiaceae. The record is from the annotation of a GenBank genome assembly.
UGCUGGCUUGUUAGUGGAGAUGCGGGGGAUAACAAUUUCAUGGUCUCUGCAAUACUGCGAUCUCCUGUCUUUUGUCCCCUCGUGUGUGAUGCUAAGGAUCCCCCUUGGUCUCGUGGUGCCGGCUGCUGGACGGUUGUCGAGGUCUCUUGGUGGCGCAUGCAAGAUUUCACUGUGCUUACGCAUGUGUGUGCCAUGGAACAACCAUGCGUGCUGCAGCAGAGGAGGAAGAGGAGAGAUACGGAAGCAGAGUAGGAUAGGUAGGUUUCGAGUUUUUUUUAGUUAUUGGAAGCUACAGUGUUUCCUACUCUCAAAAAGACAGAUAAAAAAGGCGGUGAGAAUAAGUAGGUAUUCCCUCUCUCUCUCCCUCUCCCUUCAGUCAUCCCUCAUCCUCAUUCAAAACAUCUCCAACUUAAAACCUCAUGCAAGGUCUUUGCACGCAAGCAAUGGAUCGUGCGCUUGUUCAAUUGUUUCUUCCCUCCUUCCUGUCUCUCUCUCUCUCUCUCUCUCUCUCAUUUGCUACAAAGAUUUGCUGUGGCUUUGUGAGCAAGCCUUGUGUAUUUUAAUACGUCUAUAA